GAAGAUUCAUAUUGUGAUGGUAUUACAUAUAAUUGUACUGCACCUGGUAAAUGUUUUCAAGCUAUGGAAAAUUUAUCUAGUGGAGAAAAAACUGUUGCUGCUAUUUGUCUUUUUUUUAAAUCAGCUCCACUCUUUUUGCUUGAUGAAGUUGAUGUUGCUCUUGAUAAUACAAAUAUUUGUAAAGUAGCUGAUUUUAUUCGUGAACAAUCGGCAUCAAAAUUUCAAUGUAUUGUUAUAUCACUUAAAGAACAAUUUUAUUCACGUGCUGGUGCACUUAUUGCUAUUUUUCCAAAACCCGGCGAUUGUAUUACUAGUUAUUGUUUUACAUUAGAUUUAAAUCAAUUUGAUGAAAGAGAAAAUAUUGCAAAUAGACGUGGUUAA
This is a messenger RNA of Rotaria sordida, 381 nucleotides long. Lineage: Eukaryota; Metazoa; Rotifera; Eurotatoria; Philodinida; Philodinidae. The record is from the annotation of a GenBank genome assembly.